AGAGCACGCAGAGCUUUUGCUACACAAGGAAAAUGCUGCUUCUAACUCUUGAUAACGCAUUUUGCGGGAAGAGGGUGUCCUCUUCUUCCGUCCCCCCAUGCAGCUGCAUGUUGCUAUACACACUUCAAUGGGCAAAUAGUAAACUUGUUGCUGCUGGAAAAGAACAAAGACAUUCCUGUCAUGGAACUGUCCCCAGAAAUGGGUUCUUUCACCUGGUGUGCAAGGAACCCGAGUUUAUUUCAUGCCAGCGCAGAGAUGGGUGCUGGGUGGUGAAUCCGCAGAGCCAGCACACUCAGUUACAGCCAAGCAGUGUGUUUGUAUUUUCAAAAUACCAAAGUCUGGAGUUACCCAAUUUCUAAAUGCAUGCCCACUCUAUAGCUAUUGGACAAUCUUUUGCCUGCUUCAAUUUUAAGGUAGAAAGCAUUUCAAAUUUAUUGUGCAUGUUCAGUAGGUAGCCGUUUUCAUUUGGACGUGGGUAACCUAAGCUUUAGAGGCGUGGCUUUCACAUUAUAAUGAACUAAGUUCAUCUAAAGGACCCAUUUUUAGCUGAUUUAGCUAAGUUCAGUAAAACUUACUGAACAUUGCCAAGUGCAGUGUCCAGUAUCUAAUUCAAGAUCUCUGUUUGUGAUAUCUCUUUACUUGUUUCAAACUAUUCUGCAACACCUUGCUGUUUCCCACUUUUCUGGGUCUUUAAAAUAUUUAUUGUUCUCUUAUGAAUCACUCUGCAAGAUCUCUUCUUAAACCAUUCAUCUUUCACCAGAAUGGGGUACAGUAAGUGUGAGGGGUUGGCUCUGGCCUAAUUUCAAACACCAGUCACACUUAAGCUUUUGCUGACAUUAUUAAUAAUAUGCCUUAAUUUAGAAAGCAAAACUUUAAGAGAGUAAGAAACAAUAACAAAAGCACUGCCAGUCUGUGGAUUCACUCUUUAUACAAACUAGGGCUUCAACUGGCCCCAGAGAUGAAGUAGUGCUGAUGUUUUGCAAUGGAAACUAUUUUGGACCAAGACCAGUUGCAAAUGCUUGAGAACCACGAUCCUCCUCAUGGCAGACACAGGCCAGAAGGAAAAGCCACAAGAUUCACAGUUAAAUGCAGCUGGAGCCACAAGGGUCAGCUCAUGUCUGUGACUCAGGGCAGCCUCAGGGCCAUGAGGGAAACAAAAGCAGCAUUUGUAGACAUUGGCACAGGUUAUUCAUGUGGCUUUGCAGGGAAGCUAUGGCCUUCCCACAUCCUCUCAUGCACAGCUGGUAAGCCCAUACAGGAGACUGAGAGCAACCAAAAAGACAUCUUUGUUGGAAAGAGAACUUCAGAAUACUGUGCCCAAGAUACUUUGGAGUGUAUUUUGCAGGUGAAGAUUCAGCUGGAGGACUAUGCCAUGCUGUUCUGGUGUCAGUGUCCAAUUACUGAUAAGGAGAGAGAUGAUGAGAUGAAGUUUGAAGAAUCUGCUGUCCUUGUUGCCCACCAGUCCUAUUUAUCCAUGUACUCUUAUGGAAAAACCUCAGCUCUUGUGGUAGAAAGGGGCCAUGGCACUUUGCAUGUGUCUCCCCAUCCAUGAAGGUUAUGUUACAUGUAGCAUCACUGAGAUUAUGCUAGCUUAGAUGUCACACGUUAUCUUAUCUCGUAAAGUUACUAAAUGUGUAGUCACAGUACUUGACAACAGCCUGAAGUCAUCCCCACACCACCCAGACAGGCCACAUAACUCAGAACAGCUGGAAACAAGAGGGACUCCAAUGCUUCACCCUGACACAGGAGUGUUUUACCACUCCACUCGAACAAGCCCAAGCCAGCAUAACACACAGGGCCCAAGACCAAAUGGCCAUCCUGAUACAGGGCACAAACCCACUGAUCUGCAGCACUGGAUGUGCUAAUGCCGUGCAGUAAGAACACAGGUCACUACUUUGUCAUUAAAUACCUCCAGCAGACACGAAGUGCCUUGGUUUUGCUGGCAUUUUUCCAUAGCACCUGAAACGGCCUGCAUUGAACACAGCAGCUGUUGGGCCAAAAGUAACUCAGAGGGGGCUGCUACCACUGAAAGGUUUUCCAGCCUUGCCCUCUUCCUCUGCUCCCAGAAUUGCUGCUGUUACUGCUUGCAUCAGAUUACAGAAGUAUUCUUGGGUGAAACCUAACUCUCAGGUACGAGACCAGUUUCCAGAUGACACAGUUCUGCAAUGGUGCACAGCAUUAUCAGGGUACAGCUGCUGAUCUGUCAGUGCCAUACAGCAGCAUUAGUCCGUCUUCUUUAAACUCAGAUAAUUAGCUAGGUAAUUAUGAGGUAGUAUUACCCAUCAGAGCAUGACACUGACACCUCCUGCCCUGCUUUUAUUCAUGUUUUCUUCUGCCUAAGAUUUCCCUGGUGUGAACGAGCACCGUUUCAGGACAGCAAUGGCUGUUGGCACUGCAGGGUUCACUCUGAUGUAACAAAGCAAUAUUGAUGAAAAACUGGUAUUAGCAACAUCCAGCUUCAGCAGAGAAAACAGUUAAUUUGUGUAGCAACUACAACAGUUUGCUAUUGGUACAGACUUACUGGUGAGAUCUAGAGCAGGCUGAAGUGCUUAAAAUGUGGCCUGUCAUCACGGCAUGUACUCCCAUCCAUGGGAGGGAGUGAUGGCAGAGAAAACAGCCCAUUCUGGUGGGAUUGCUUCAUCCAGAAGGGAGGGAACAGUGGUGGGAGAUGUUGGAUUCGGCCAGCAGCACUCAGAGCUGCACACCCUUUUGCUCCCCAGCUUCACAAACCACCUCUGCAGUGAGAUGUGAGUGGCUGUCCCCAUGAGUGUGACACCAUAGAGGUCACAGUCACAGCCGCAUCAGGUGGAGGGACCCUUCACUUGCACAGCCCUAAGAACAGGACAGGACAACAACAAGCCAGGACAACAACAGUUUCUGUAAAGAUAUAAUGAACUUAUAUGAAAAUUUACAGUUCAGAGUUCACAGGGAUUCCUUGGCUUUUAGUUACUGCAGAAGAUGCAGUUUCCACUGUAGAUUUUUACUGAAUUUUGGUGGAGUAAGUAUGUCUGGAUCUGAAAGGCAAAUGGAACAAGUGUCAGAACGGGGGGGUAACAGCAGUACAGGUUCUUCAAGAGCUGUCAACUACUUAUUUCACUUUUCUUUACCUCAAAGGACACUGAGAAAUCUCUCAAGAUCUAUCAUUUCCCUUUAGUGACUGAUCACCAGCCUGCACAGAGGAGUGCCGCCAGCAGAGCUGCUUACACAAGAAAAUCUCUGGGGCACAUCAAUCCCCUCUCAGUUAUUGUUACUGUUCAGAAAGAAGAAGCAACGAGCAGUGUCACAAAGCAGAACUCCAUUCAUUCACCUGUCACUGGGCAAUCACAUACAACAGCCAGCUCUCUCUGUUUGGCGUGAAUAAGAGCCACAAGGUUUUUUCUGGAGCCAGCCCUGGCAAGUGGCAACAGGCAACUCACAUCUAGAGGUUCAUUAGAGGAUUUCCCCAGGCAAUUCCAGGACUAGCAGGGGAAGAGACUGUAGGACUAGUGGGGAAGAGGGAAGACAGGGUAGUUGGGACCCUUGCUAGGUCUCUCAGCCCUAAUUUUGCAUUAACUGCAAGAACUUCAAGAUGGCAAAGUGACAUGACAGGCUGUAGCCUGCCCUGGUCAAGACCCUGGCCUGACUGCCAAAGCCAGAUAGAAAAAUUCAGCAGGUAAGUUACAAGAAGAAUUAUUUAACACAUUCCUUAAGAAAUCAGAUUUUCGAUUCCCAUGAAACAGACUGACAUUACACACACAGGAACCAGGAGCACAACUGAGACAGGACAGUACACCAUAAAGAAAAGCAAGAAACGCCUACAGCUGAAUAACUGGUACAACUGCUGGCAGGUAGCAAUGGUUGGAGAGCCUCAAAGCCCACUAACCUCACUGACAUUUCACAUCCACACCUAACUCAGAGCCUCAACUAACCUUGUACAACAGGAGGCAUCAUCCUCUUCUGCUGGUAGGCAGCCAUAAUGCUGUUUGCAGUUGAAUUGGGUCCCAAGACCUGUAAUAAGAAGCAAUAGCCAUGUUCCAACCUGAACUAAGCAAGGCUAAAAGCAGGGAUACCCUCAAAGGAAAUUCUGCUGUUAGUGUCCAAAAGCAGAAGCACCUGCCUGCAGGAGACCUCAGAGUACAAUGUAACCAGGACUGUGUGAUCAAGUCCAGUAAUAUCUCAGAAAAGUUAACAUAGAGGAAGAAAGAAAACUGCUUUCGCACAGCUCUGAAGGACACAGAACCCUUAUCCCAGCACCGACUGCUUCACAGCCCUGUAAAUGUCAUGACUUGGCAGUACUAAUUUCAUUACAGCACCAUCAAUAUUUAAAGUUCUUUUGGGAGCCUCAAUUCCCUGUCAUACAGAAAAGUGUUAAUCUGUCUUUACGAGUCCUGCUGAUCAGCAGUUAUGGAGAAGAUGUUGGGGAACAUCUUGUGUUCACUGUGAAUGCUCAGAAAUCACUUAUUAGAAAUAAAGACUUUUACUCUGGAAGGGAACUAACUACAGUCCUAGUGAUUUCCUUAUUCUGCAUUAAGCUGAAGCUUAGAAACCUGACAUUAGCCUUCUUUUUGCAAUAUACUCCUUAUGAUAUACUGGUUCAGACUAAACUGACUGGUCUGGUAGCUUUUCACUUCACAACACCAGGUUGAACAACCACUACUCUUGUACAUAAAAGCUAUGUUAACACUUCUACCAUUAGGCCUAAAAGAGAAAACAGUGUUCCCAUGUUCUACAAAUGGCUUAAAAUAAAGUUUACAAAAAGAAGUCACCACUAGGACAAGGUAACACAAGCCU
Messenger RNA from Pipra filicauda (Wire-tailed manakin), 4770 nucleotides. Its product is annotated as actin-like protein 7A. NCBI's taxonomy places the organism in Eukaryota, Metazoa, Chordata, Aves, Passeriformes, Pipridae. The record is from RefSeq and is a predicted model, not a curated record.